ACACACACGCGCGCACGCACACACACAUCCCUCCUAUCUUGUAUUUUUUCCCAUUUUUUCUUUUUUACCCCCCACUACCUCGCCAUUUGAAAUGAGGAGGAGAAAGGGAAAGCACAAGCAGCGGCAGCACCAGCAGCGAGGAGAGGAGAGGGGGGAGUGAUGAGUCAAUACAACUAAUAAUUUAAUGGGGACAGAGAGGGAGAGACGGAGUGAGAGGGGGAGAGAAAGAGAGGGAGAUAGAAAGAAAGAGGAGCUCCGUCCGGACGCCAAUCCCCAACCAACAGGACACCUCCUACUAUUACUAUCGCAUGCAGCUCUCUUAUGCAUCCACAGCAAGCCUUAUUUAUGCUCGACAUCGGAAAGUAUAUCGCACUUUUUGACCCCCCUCUCCUUGUUGUAUUUGCGAACCUGUUUCGACUGUCCGCAUAUCGUCUCGCCUCCAACGCGAUAGCAAGAACACACUGUCGGUUAUUAGUGAUAUUUUUCUCAGUUAGCUGGUAGUCAAAUCUAGCUGAGCGGACGUUGAUGUUUUUUUUUGUGUACGUUUAGUCUCCUAUAUAUACACAGAUAAGGGUUUACUGGGUCUCGGCAGCGGGUAUUAUCAUUACAACUGUGUCCGAGGUGCUUGGUUUUCCACUGGAGGCUGCUAACUGUACUGUGCCGAUGUAGCGAUGUGGAUGUUGUGGUGCGAACUAAAGCUGAAGUCGCCUUCACUUUGUGCUAAAUGUCGCCGGUUGUAGCGGUUUCUGUUGCCGUUUUUCUCCUCCAGUUGAACGGAAUCAGCUAAUGGACAACACACAUUCACACACAUAACCGCUUACCAAUGUUCGCCUAUCACGGUCCAUCUCGACCUCGUCGUCUCUCGCACAGACCCGGGUUGUUGUUUUUUCACACCGCCUGUCAGUCCUCCGCGAAGAAGAGCAGGAGAAAGCGUCUUUUUAAACACUGAGUAUUUUUACAAGCGUUUGCUGUCAUGCACACGUAGGGAGAGAGAGGGAGAGAUAACGAGACCGGGAAGCAGGAGUUGUUCUUUUUUUUUCUUUUCUACCCUGGCCAAACUUGAAGAAGACGUGUUUCCCAGGCGGUGUUAUAUGCUUCCCAGUGCUGAAGAAGUGCUGCGUUUCAGGUGAUAGUGAGCAGAGGUGCUGAGAAUGAUGGACCAUCUCAGCGAGGCGUGUUUGGGGAAGGAGAACUCUGACCUGAUGAACAGCAUGGCCGAGGCCAAGGCCCCGCCGGCCAAGCUGCCCCGGCUGGAGCAGAACGGCAGCCCCCUGGGCCGGGCCCGGCUGGGCAGCACAGGGGCCAAACUCGCUGGGGUCCCGUACAAACCCACCGGGCACCUGCUGAAGACCUGCCACAAGAGAGGCAACAUGCUGCCUGUGUUCUGUGUGGUGGAGCACUAUGAGAAUCCCAUGGAUUUUGACAGCAAGGAGGAGCAUGCUGAGUUCGUCCUGGUGCGUAAGGACAUGCUCUUCAACCAGCUCAUCGAGAUGGCCCUGCUGUCGCUGGGCUACUCUCACAGCUCAGCGGCCCAGGCCAAAGGUAUGAUUCAGGUGGGGAAAUGGAACCCCGUCCCCCUGUCAUACGUGACAGAUGCACCGGACGCUACGGUGGCCGACAUGCUGCAGGACGUCUACCACGUGGUCACGCUCAAGAUCCAGCUGCACAGUUGUCCUAAGCUGGAGGACCUGCCGCCUGAGCAAUGGAGCCACUCUACAGUAAGAAACGCCCUCAAGGAGUUACUCAAAGACAUGAAUCAGAGCUCUCUGGCUAAAGAAUGUCCCUUAUCACAGAGUAUGAUUUCCUCCAUUGUGAACAGCACUUACUAUGCAAAUGUGUCGGCGGCAAAGUGUCAGGAAUUUGGGCGCUGGUAUAAACAUUUCAAGAAGACAAAAGAUAUGAUGGGCAUGCGCCAACCCUCCCAGCUGGAGGGCUACCUGGGGACGUGUGUCCUCCGUGAGAGCCCGCGUGCCAAUGCAUUAGCAGAAAUGGAUGGCCUCUCCGACCUCUCUCCACCCGGCUCCAAUCACAGCCACAACCACAACCACAACCACAAUCACCUGGGCUUCUCCCAGCAGCAACAGCCUAUCCCCGGCAGCACAGCAGAGCAGACGCCAUCUUCGCCGGUACCCCCGAUGGCCCACGCUCCCCCGCCACACAGUGGGCAGAACGGCGGCCGACAGCCCCAGCUCCCCGGUCUGCACCAUCCGGGCCUGGUGUCCACGCCCAUCAGCCCCCAGCUGGUCAACCAGCAGCUUGUGAUGGCACAGAUCCUCAACCAGCAGUACGCGGUGAACCGGCUGUUGGCGCAGCAGUCCCUGUCGCAGCAGUACCUUAACCACCCACCUGUCAACCGCAACUCACACAACAAGCCCAUGGAGCCACAGGUUGCAUCAAACACAGAGGUGUCCAUGGAGAUUUACCAGUGGGUGAGGGACGAGCUGAAGCGGGCCGGCAUCUCACAGGCCGUCUUCGCCCGUGUGGCCUUCAACAGAACCCAGGGCUUGCUGUCUGAGAUUCUACGCAAAGAGGAAGAUCCUAAAACAGCGUCCCAGUCACUGCUGGUCAACCUGCGCGCCAUGCAGAACUUCUUGCAGCUGCCGGAGGUUGAGCGGGAUCGCAUCUAUCAGGAGGAGAGGGAGCGCAGCCUUACCGCCGCCUCAGCGAUGGGCGCCCCUCCACUCAUCAGCACCCCACCCAUCAGACCUGUACAGCCCCGGAGGGAAGACUGUAACAGCAUAAGGCCCGAGGACUGGAAUCCCCGAAUCCCCGUGGGCCUUUCCCCUGUGAAACCGUCGCCGAUGCCCAGCGAGUGGAACGGCAAAACAGAGAGCUGCAUCCUCAACAUCAACUCCACUAUCUACGACGAGAUCCAGCAGGAGAUGAAGAGGGCCAAAGUUUCCCAGGCCCUGUUCGCAAAGGUGGCAGCGUCCAAGAGCCAGGGCUGGCUCUGUGAGCUGCUGCGCUGGAAGGAGGAUCCGUCCCCGGAGAACAGGACGCUCUGGGAGAACCUCUCCAUGAUCCGCCGCUUCCUGAGCCUCUGCCAGGCCGAACGGGACGCUAUCUACGAGCAGGAGAGCAGCGCCGGGCAGCAGCAGCAGCAGCACCACAACGAGCGGCCCAUGCACCUGACGCACAUCUCCCCUGAGCAGCUACAGGCUCAGCUCCCUCACUCCCAGCAGCAACACCAGCCCUCCCUUCAGCACCCCUGCCAACCCCUUUUGUCCCAGCAGCCCUUGCAGCUAUUGCAGCCCUGCACCGGCCCCAGGUUGCCGCCGCGCCAGCCCUCCACCGCCUCUCCAGCCGAGAUGGAGGACGAGGUCAGCCGCGGGGGGAUCAUCAAGUCCCGCACGUGUGGAGGGAAGAUCUCCCUGGAGGCGCUGGGCAUCCUGCAGAGCUUCAUCCAGGACGUGGGCCUGUACCCUGACGAGGAGGCCAUCCACACCCUGUCGGCCCAGCUGGACCUGCCCAAGCUCACCAUCAUCAAGUUCUUCCAGAGCCAGCGUUUCUAUAUCAAUCACCCAGCCAAGGCGCCCAAGGAGCCCGGCAACAACAUCAACAGCACCGCAGCAACCACCAACACCACCAGCAGCAGCAGCAGCAGCAGCAGCAGCCCGGCCUUCGAGGAGGAGCUGACGGACUUCAGGGAGAGCGGAGAGCUGCUGAAGGAGCUGGAGGACAGCACGCAGACCAACAGCACCAUCUUCUCCAUCAAGAUCGAGGAGCAGCUGGCCCGAGGCGCAGAGGCCCAGGCAGAGUCAGAGCACGAGGCCAAGGAGUAGCACAUUCCGCGCCUGAACACACACUGAGUGUCCCUGCACACACAGACUGAUGACUGUGCAAGAAGUGACGCUCUGACUCAGAACCACCGCACUGCAAAUAAAGAAAAGUAGUGUUUUUAAUCAGCCUGGACUGAGUGUUUAGAUAUAUCCGCUGCAGACUGACAGGCUACGUGAAGUGAGCAUCCACACACUGGAAAAGCCCAUUUCAGACUCAAGUACUACUUUUUGGAUUUUGUAAAACUUGUAUUAUUAUCACUGUAAAGACUGAUGCAUCAUUUAAAUAAUCUGCAGAAAAAAAAUAUUCUAAGUAUGUUGCCGUGGAUAUUUGCUGACUGCACUCUGUGUCUGUUGUUUUACACUGACCUACUUUAUCUUUUUGAGCUACUGAUUAUAUUUAAAAAGAAAAAAAAAAAGUCCCCCUGGAGUUUGCUAGGACUUUGAUAGGUGUUUACGUAUGUGAUGUUUAACUGGAUCUUAAAAGAAAAAAAAAAAAAGCUAAUGAAUUCAAGGACCAAGAGGUUGACAAGGCCUUACAUUUGAGGUAUCAAGUCUGGAGCCUGCUGGCGGAUCAGUUAUUAUUUUAAAAUUUUAAUUAUGAAUCACUCCAAACUCUGGAACGGGAUCACCCAGCCCAGGUGAAUCUACGAGAAUUGCUCAGUCUUUACAUAUUAUUUGUUAGGGAGGAAAUAUAAAUAUAUAUAUAUAGACAUUAUAUUGUAACUGUAAAAAAAGAUACAGUCUUAAAGAAACUAUGCCAACAAAUGCCUUGUACUAUACGGCACUGCCGAUGUUAGAUUAUUUUGCAAAACCUUUGUCACUGUAACUCUCUGACUUUCCACACAGUUAGAAAUGUGAAUUACACCAUGUUUAUGUUGUCUGACAUUAUUUAUUUGCAGUUCAUGCAGUGUUUCUGAUGUAAUUACUUUUUCUUUUCUUUUUUAAGUUUAUGUUACGUAGAGCUUUUUUAAAAUUCCACCAAUCUGUUUUCUAUUUAUAAAUGUGAUUUCGAUGGGCAGUAAAAACAAAAAGUGUCUUAAACGUUUUAAAUGGAGAAAUGUGCUUUAAAGGUUGCCUAUAAAAAGUGCUGUAUGUCAAGCAACUCAUGCUACAAGCUUCACAAUUAAUGUUGUAUGCAAUUUUUACUAUCAUGCAAAUAAGCUUAGGUAAAAUGACUAACCUAUAGAACACCUUAGAGAGAAAAACAUAUGCAAUCUGUGUGAAAAUCGAUGUCUGCGAUGUGUCUUCCUUUGGUUAACAAUCCAAUUCAAAAAGCUAUUCCUGUAUAAAUAUCCUGUAUAAAAGUGUUUCUUUUUUAUGAGUUGAUUUCAAUGAGAACACCAGUUAUUUUGUUACGACUGACUGUUUUAUAAGUGUUUCUCGGUUCCUUUCUGCAGAAAUGUUCUAGAAGUGGUUAUUGAUUGUUAAUUACACAAUUAAACUGUUUGUAUUGUACCACAGAUUUCUUGCCAUUAACUUGACUUUUGACACCAGAGUUGGAUAUUCCUCUCUGCAAACAAAAGAUGAAACAAUGUGAAUUGUUUUUAAAUCAACUGCUAAGAGAAAUCAACUCCAGUUACUGUCUCGUUCAGCUGCAGUCACUGAACACGUUAUUUGUAAUAACUGUAAAUAUCACAUCUUAUGGAAUCAUUGAUUGUUUAUUAUUGUAAAUAUAUUUGAAGUUUGUGCAAGAGCUCACCGUACAAAAUUGAAAUCAACGUUUUGUCGUGCCUCUUCCUCUCAAACCGACUGUACCUGGGCUCUUCUACUGCUGAGUGUAUCUGAAGCACCUGUGAAAUCUGAAAUAAAUAAAUGUUAGGUGUGAACACCUGUAAUAGCAAAGCCCUCUGCAGGGAGCUAAGAUAGAAAAACAGCCCAGGUGUUCUGACCUCGCCGUGAACCCCAGGUGAGGCCAGGUGUCUGCACCUUUAGGAUAUUACCGUCACCUGUUAACACCCUGCGAUAUGUGCCAGCCAGUCUGCGCUGGCGUUCCCUUGAUGUUCUGCUCAUCUUUUUUCAUGAAUAAAAAGCCAGAGUGUAA
Molecule: messenger RNA, 5820 nt
Organism: Eleginops maclovinus (Patagonian blennie)
Lineage: Eukaryota; Metazoa; Chordata; Actinopteri; Perciformes; Eleginopidae
Gene: satb1b
Product: SATB homeobox 1b
Exons: 13
Coding region: 1152-3782 (876 amino acids)
Biological process (GO): chromatin remodeling; regulation of transcription by RNA polymerase II
Molecular function (GO): RNA polymerase II cis-regulatory region sequence-specific DNA binding; DNA-binding transcription factor activity, RNA polymerase II-specific
Source: RefSeq, a predicted model, not a curated record